This is a messenger RNA of Myotis brandtii (Brandt's bat), 658 nucleotides long. RefSeq names its product interferon omega-2-like. The transcript has a single exon. Gene Ontology annotation, molecular function: cytokine activity; type I interferon receptor binding. Gene Ontology annotation, biological process: positive regulation of peptidyl-serine phosphorylation of STAT protein; T cell activation involved in immune response; B cell differentiation. Gene Ontology annotation, cellular component: extracellular region. NCBI's taxonomy places the organism in Eukaryota, Metazoa, Chordata, Mammalia, Chiroptera, Vespertilionidae. Bases 53 to 631 code for a protein of 192 amino acids. The record is from RefSeq and is a predicted model, not a curated record.
AUUGUUCUCCAGACGCCCAGCUCAGCCAGGCCAGCAGCACCCUCGUUCGCCCAUGGCCCUCCUGCUCUCUCUACUCACCGCCCUGGUGGUGUUCAGUGCUGGCCCCGGGGGAGCUCUGGGCUGUGACCUGCCUCAGGACCACGUUCUGCUCAGCAGGGAGAACUUAGAGCUUCUGAGCCAAAUGAGCACGAUCUCCCCUUUCUUCUGUCUGAAGGACAGAAAGGACUUCAGAUUCCCCCGGGCAACGGUGGAUGGCAGCCAGGUCCAGAAGGCCCAGGCCAUCGCUGUCCUCCACGAGAUGCUCCAGCAGGUCUUCAACCUCUUGUCCACAGAGAACUCCUGGAACACGACCCUCCUGGACCAACUGCGCUCAGGACUCCAUCGGCAGCUGGAAGACCUGGACACGUGUUUGGUGGAGGAGAUGGGAGAGGAAGGAUCUGCCCUGGCCAUGCAGCGCCCUACCCUGGCCUUGAAGAGGUACUUCCAGGGCAUCCGUCUCUACCUGGAGGAGAAGAAAUACAGUGACUGUGCCUGGGAAGUUGUCAGAGUGGAAAUCAGGAAAUCCUUCUCCUCAAUAACAGCCUUGCAAGAAAGGCUAAGAAAUAAGGAUGGAGACGUGAGGUCACCUUGAAAGGAUUCUCGUGGAUGAAUGUGCCAC